This is a messenger RNA of Dacryopinax primogenitus, 586 nucleotides long. RefSeq lists its product as uncharacterized. Lineage: Eukaryota; Fungi; Basidiomycota; Dacrymycetes; Dacrymycetales; Dacrymycetaceae. The coding region runs from base 274 to 468 and encodes 64 amino acids. The record is from RefSeq and is a predicted model, not a curated record. The transcript has a single exon.
UGCCCGGUAACUCGGUUAUGAUGUGCUUUGCACACUUGAAAGAUUCAACAAUCAUUCCAGCAUGAUGCGUCAACCCCCUGUCCCCCCCUUCUUUUCUCUGGAGUGACCGAUUCUAACAAUGGACGUGACCCAUGCGGGUGAAGACGAGCAUCAGAAUGCAAGCAUAGACCUCACCCCCCUUUGUUGCCAGGGCUUGUGCCUGGUCACUAUUGGCCGAGUGAUCAUCACCCGAUGCGUUCAUGGAUCGCGUUCUUUGGGACUGUCAUUAUCACCAUGCUUCCGGAGAUUUACACUCCGGUUGCUGAUGAUCUGACGCUAAGGACUAUGUCGAGAUCUAUCGGGAUAGAUUCCCCGACGGGCCCACAAGUCCGAACCAGGAAGCGCGAAGACCUACCGGGAGAACAACCCAUCGCGAAGAAAUUGGGGUGGAUCUUAUCUUGGAAACGAGCCAUUCCGAAGAAAAUUUGAUAAGAUGGGUGGCGAUCAACAUGUGACACAGGCAUUCCCAGUCAUGCUUCCGUGGAUAAAGCCGAAACUUCCCCACCGGCGCAUCCACGCUCUGUGAUGCACCGUGUAUGCGCAUUUU